Messenger RNA from Talaromyces rugulosus, 756 nucleotides. RefSeq lists its product as uncharacterized. The transcript has a single exon. The record is from RefSeq and is a predicted model, not a curated record. Gene Ontology annotation, molecular function: phosphatidylglycerophosphatase activity. Lineage: Eukaryota; Fungi; Ascomycota; Eurotiomycetes; Eurotiales; Trichocomaceae. The coding region runs from base 1 to 756 and encodes 251 amino acids.
AUGGUCAACUCCAACCUCCAGGCCUUCAACCUGGCCGUGUCCACGCUCCUCAAAACGCCCUCUCAUCUCCUCCCCAACCUCACAAUCCCUACUUUUCUCGACCUGCCCGAGCAUCUCGGUCCUCACCUGACCCGAAAUUCUUCUUCUUCUUCUUCCUCGUCUACAGAAAAAAACACCCCCCAAAAAACGCCAUCAAUCCGCGCGCUCGUCAUCGACAAAGACAACACUCUCUGUCCACCAAAUAGCAUCGACUUCCCAAAAGCCUACCUCCAAAAACUCGAAUCACUACGGACCUCUCCCUUGUCACCAUUUAACCAAACCAACAAUCCACAGGGCAUACUAAUCGUGUCCAACACGGCCGGCAGCCGACCAUCCUACGAGCCCGAAGCGCGCGAUCUCGAGACUCGAUUGCAACACCUACAAAUCCCCGUGUUUCGCGCCACCCAGAACAGAAAACCGUUUUGUGGGCCAGAGGUUCUGGCCUGGUUCCGCGAAAGAGGGGUUGUGACUACUGCCGAUGAGAUUGCGGUGGUUGGGGAUAGGUUGGGGACGGAUGUGUUGAUGGCCGCGCAGAUGGGUGCGUGGAGUGUAUGGUGCAAAAACGGGGUGACGCAUGGGGUUGCUGGCAGCCAGCAGGAUGGCAGAGUCGAUCUGGAUUAUAGAGGGUUUUUGGCAAAGGUGGAGGUUGCAAUGGAGAGAUAUCUGCGAGAGACUUGUGGCAUAGCACCUCGAGUGCCUCCGGGAUGGGAGGGCUAA